AUGUAUGCAGAAGAUGAAGUCGAUUCGGAAUCAUUUCGGCCCUCAGAACAACCUGCUUGCGUUGUUGUUCUCGUAGACGAGUUGUUGUGGAUGGAUGCAAGCGGCAGAAGUGAACACCCCCGAACGUCGAGAAGCUCAUCUCGGAGACGACUACGCCGCAGUUUGAGUAGGUCUCGAAGAUCUACAAGUUCUCGCAGUAGUCUGAGUAGCAGUUCUGGAAUAUCGGAAAGCAGCUCGUCUAAAAGUAUUGGAUCUCAGAUGCGAAGGAGCAGACGGCGUAAAGGCGAAAGAAGCAGUCUGGGAAGCAACACAAGUGCGGCUGGAGAUCGAUUGCGUGCUGGCGGCAGCAGUCAUGCCAACAGCUAUUGUUACAAAGAGACUGGGGAGCAGAGGCCAAUUCACCAUACAUCGAGAUCUUUGAGUAGUAGAACCUUAAAAAGACAACGAAGACACUCGGACGGAGAUGAAUAUACUGAUACUACGGUUAAUACGGCGACGGAUGCUACAGCUAUGGGUGCUAGCGAAGAAGACCUCACUUCAAAGGCUUCUAAACCACAGAAAGAAAUAGAAUCUCAUGACAUCACCAAAAUGCGACAUUCAAGAGGUGCUAUUUCUACCAGCAGUCAUAGUCAUUCGACCAAGAGUAUUCGGAGUUAUGAUGGUUCAAGAAGCAGCAAGGAAAUUCUCUAUGGUACGGAUGGUGAUAUCAAGAAGGCCAAGACGACCAAAAUCCCUCGUGCCACAAAGCCGGGAGUUGAUAGAUUGCGCCACACUUGGCACAGCCCAUCUAGGAGUAGUCGCACUACGAUGGACUUGCUCUAUGGUGACAACAGGAAAAUUGACGAGCUCGAUCAUAGAAGCAGUAGGCACAGUAGUGCCAGUGAGCCUGGUAUGGAACGAGUGCUGGGAACUUUGGAACUGCUCUAUGGAGACGACCAAGACGACGUCAAGUGCAAGGCCCGAGUCAGCAAGAGUUCUCGCUCCUCCAAACCCGGCGUAGAACAAGUUGGCGGUGACGACGACGAUGGGUACUCUUAUGAUUUCCCGAUUGCAAGUGUGCCACGAGAAGUCUAUAGCAACACGGUUACAUUACCAGCUACUGUUGGUGAUGCUGCUGGUUAUGAUGAACCAUCAGCUCACGAUAGUAGGAAUGAUCAUCAUUCCACAGCUACUGCUGACUCUGUCACGAUUGUUGUGCAAGGAAAUAGUCGGGAAAAAAGGAGAACCAGCCCACUCUGUAUCAUUCUUUGUAUAUUGUUUGUUCUGCUUAUUUUGGUGGUUGCUGUUGUGGCAGGUUUUGUGCUACUGCAGGACCGCAGCGACAACAGCAAUGAAAAUACGCAAGCUAUUCUUGGGGGUGCCACCAACAUUACAGAUGCACCAACUCCAUCUGUAACUCUAUUUCCCACCGGAGUUUUAAACAGCAGUGCUCCCACUAUGAUUCCGUCAACUCGAUCUCCAUCGGGAGCACCACCAACCUAG
Cylindrotheca closterium is the source of this 1482-nucleotide messenger RNA. NCBI's taxonomy places the organism in Eukaryota, Bacillariophyta, Bacillariophyceae, Bacillariales, Bacillariaceae. The record is from the annotation of a GenBank genome assembly.